Molecule: messenger RNA, 2100 nt
Organism: Gamsiella multidivaricata
Lineage: Eukaryota; Fungi; Mortierellomycota; Mortierellomycetes; Mortierellales; Mortierellaceae
Exons: 2
Coding region: 1-2100 (699 amino acids)
Source: RefSeq, a predicted model, not a curated record
AUGGCGACUUACAAACAACGCACUCCUUAUCAGCGUAUUGCUGCAACCUACUCUGAUGACGCACCACCUGCAACUGGGGCCACGAAACAAGCUGCUGCUGCUGCUGCUGCUGCUGUUGCCGCAACGAGCCAUGCUACAACUGUCCAUCUGACCUCUCUGCACCACCACCACCACCAACAUCACAAUAAUAAUCACCACCCCUACAGCAGCAGUAGCAGUCUCCACUACCCUGAGGAUGAGUUUGUCGAGAAUACCUCGGACCAUGAAUGGACAUCGAUCCGUAACAGCAACAGUACUGCCAGCGCCCGUGCCAGAGCAAGACAACAGCAGUACCUGGACCAGCAACAGCAGCGCACAAGAGAAUGGCAGUUUGUCCUUGCUCAACAUCAUCGCCAAUCCCUCUCGCCCCCUGGUUUAGCCAUUAUACCCAAGACCACAGCAACGACUACGGCUGCAGCCACGAGCAGAGAGGUUUCCUCGGAUGAGUACGAAGAUAUCCUCUCUGGCACAGAGACUCCGUCGGUCGUCGCCAGUCCCGGUCCCAAUCUUAUUAGCACAGGAGCCAGCAUCUUUGGGUUCUCUGAUCUGACAAGCGAUGGUCUUGGCAGUGUGGGCGAAUGUGAGGACCCCGGGGUAUGGUCGCACGAGGACGAGGACGAUAACCUGUCACUCUCCAUCCCCGUCCUUCGUCGUCUCCCAUCUCCGUCCUCUCCCUUCAUUGCUUCUUCUACAGCCAUAUCUUUGAGUAAUAUCCCGACGCCAUCCUUUGCGGCCAGUCCCCACCAUAUGGCUGUUGAGCACACCUUUCAAAACCAGAUGCCCUUUCACGAUGGGUCCGGCAACUUUACAACAGCCAGAAGUGUCAGAUCACAACUCGACUCGGAUGUGGAUUCGGAGCGGGGGUGGGAGAGCUCGUCCUCAAGGGCAUCGUCUCUGCUUCGACAGUAUCGAUCAAGACCCACAGUCCAUCGACGAAUCUCUUCCUCUGAAUUUCAGGCUGUUAUCCAGAAUAUUGCAGAUCUGCAGCAUACAGGUGCCCGCCCUUCAAUGACACGGCAGUCUAGUCGACCAAGGGGUGUGGAUGAUCAGGCAGUUUCGUCCUCGAGAUCGCAACCUCUUUUUACCUACCCAAGUGCUGUCACCAAAAGGCCGAUCUUUAAUAUUUAUGAAUCUGAGAUGGAGGACAUGGCCGACAUGGUGUUGGAGGUUCCUGCGAAGAUAGGGUGGCUUAACGCCUUUGAGCUGGCCCUGCAAGCAAUGCAGUCAAAUGGACAUGGCGCUAGCAUGAGUGAAGCGACUAUGCUGAGCCCGAUAAAAGUCUUUGCAGAAAUCAAAGAAUCUACGACUGAGAGCUCUAUCGCAUCAGAAUCAUCCGUACCAACCGACAACAAUAGCGGCAGCAGCGAAGGAUCACUGCAGCAGCAAGUUAAGCAGAACAUGUCGGCAGCAUCCUUUGAGACCCUGAAACGGCUCCAGACUAGAAAGCGAUCCAACCCUCAUCGACCCUAUUCAUCUGACCCGAUGCAGGUCGAUUUUUCGCCAACACUAAAGGAUCGACCAAUGCCGGAGGAUAUCUGUCAUAAGGAUCAGAGGAUCAAGUCACGAUCGACAGGAACUUCGACAUCGAAUAGCAGUAGUAAUAGUAGUCUUGGUAUGCGCACGACGAACUUGCUCGCGGUCGUGCUCUCGACGCUGCGUCGGUUCCAGAACCAUGUCCAGUCCAAUUUGCUGUAUGCGGACUUUUAUGAUGAGGAAGAUCGACAGGCGGACCUGGCUCGCAGUCUGGGUUUUGAUGGCGAUCUGGGAAUUCAGUGGUCAUCGAGGGCUGCGGAUGUAAUGUCAGGAGGUGAAACAGAUCCAAGCGACAGAGCAGCGGCAACAGGCAGCGGCAGCGGCAGCGGGACCAGCAGGGAUCGAAGAGACUAUCGGAGGCAUGAGAGAACACCAAGCAUUGCGUCAUCAGUCAGUCGGUCGUCCUCGCGGAGUAAUAUCCGUCGGGCGAAUAGUGAUUGCGGGCUAGAAAGCAUGAAGCAUUACAGAAACAGAGACUCACAUCAUUCCAUCCACUCGGGCCAUCAUCGACCGAGUCUAGUGGAGUGA